GACAUUAGCCGUUGAUUUGUGCGGUUUUAGUAAUAGCAUACACUCUGUUGUUUUACUGCAUUUUUGCUCAUUUCCGUACGAUUUAUAUGUUUCACACGGUUCUUGGUAGUAAUAUUAGUAUACGUUUGCUUUACAGUUUUCUCGAAAUGUGAGAGGUUGAAAACAAAAACAAGAAAAAUUAUCAAAGAAGAAACGAAAGAAGAAGAAGAAGAAGAAGAAGCAGAGGCAACAGCAGGCAGCAAGCAGCAGCAGCGACCGAACCGAACUAGAAAGAAAGGAAAGAGAGAGAAAAGAAGAAAAAGAAGAAGAAGAAGAAGAAGGAGAAGAGAAAAAGCACACACGAAGAACUGUAUAUGCUUGAUUCGAGUUUUUAGUUCACAUUCGAAUACCGUCAGAAGCGGGAGCUACUUAUGCUUAUGCCGAAAAAAACAUAGAAGCAAAUCACUCGAUAUUUAUUAAUCAAAAAUCGUGUAUAUUUUUUUUGGUGUUAUUUGUUGUUUUUGACACAGAGAAUCAAUUGUGAAAAAUCAGCAUAUUGUUUUUGUUUUUACUCCAGCAUCAAACUAUUUUCACCAUCUUCACAUAAUUGCUGGUUGUGUUCCACAUCGUGGUCAACGGACAAAGGCACAGUUAAAGUAAAAAUUAUAGACUCAUUUAGCAACAAUACACCACCAUCACCACCACCAGCAGCAGAAGCAGAAGCAGAAACAAUAACAACAGCGUUGCGAGAGAGAAAAAAAGAGAAAAAAAUAACAAUAGAUCCAGACAAAGAAAUAAACAGCGCGCGAAAAAGAAAAUGAAAAACGUAUCAAAACUGUUACUGGUGAUGCACAGCAAAUAAAGAGACUGACGAGUGAGUACAACGGAAAAAGAAAGAAAGAAAAAAAAAACAUUUGCGCGGGGAACCUAGCCAAGAAAGAGAGAGAGAGAGAAACUUUGGCAUUUCAAUAAAAGAGCAAGAAAUAAAAAUUAGCUGAAUUCGCAAUCGCAAAUUUGCAAAUAAUCCAACAAAAGGAAAAGUAAGAAAUAAAAAAAAACGGGAAGAAAACACUCGCACCGCAAAGACAGAGAGACGAAAUAAAAAGCACGAGACAAAAGUCGUUAAAAGCCGAGAGAUAUAGAGUAUAAUGAGAGAAAGUAUCUAUCUUAUAUGGAGCAUAGUCAGCACUAUUAAAGACUUGAAAUUUUGAGUGCGAAAUUUUUGUGUGCUACAUUUCGAUAACACAACCAACCAACGAACGGACGAAAUAGUUUUUUUUUUUUAUUUAAUCGAGAAAAUUCAAACGAAUUUAUCAAAAUUACUGAUCGACAGCAACUAUUCAGCGCCAUCACAACAUCACCUAUUGUUUUCUACCUUGUUACUUGUUUUGUUGUUGUCAAUUAAUACAGUUCGCGAAAAAAAACCACCAAACAGAUUGACUCUAUGCGGAACUUAUAUUACAUAUACAAAAGUGUAUCAAAUUAAACCGUACAUCCUGUUGCAGCAGUACACGUUCCGAAAUAUUUGUACAGAGCAAAAAACGCGUAUAACCGUAGUAAAAGUGCAAGCUAUCGUUCGAUACGACUUGCGCAACUGAUACAUAUAUAUUGCAUAUACAUAUAACGGUGCCACAGGUAAUGAAAAUUACUGCACGCGCACACAGUCGAUGGUGACACAAAACAGAUUAAAAAAAAAAAACAACCCAACGAAACGUAAAAAAAAAAACCUGGAGAGUGACAAAAAAAAAUUGUUCAUCAACUGACAAGAUCAACGACAUGUGAUGAUAAACAAUAUAAAUUGUAGCAAAAAAAGCAACAUUAUCUAUUUGGUUUCUGUAGUGAGCGUUUCAUAACUUUGUGUGUGUUCUUAAAAGAUUCAAAUCAUUUUUUUUUUAUACUUCGACAGCAUCUGGGCAAAGAGAGAAAAAAAAACUAUAACAAACGAUUAAGCAAUAUAAACAAUAUUAACCUCAAUUGUUUUUCUGUUUCAAUUUGGUUCCGAAAUCAGAUAUGCAAACGGAAUAACCGUCAUAUUUCGCCCACGAUAAUUAUACAUUCGACCAAAAUAGAAAUUUGUGUGUGCAACGAUAAAAGAAAACUGAUAGGCAAAAGAUAAAUCUUUUGAUUGAUAACCAGAAGAAAAAAAUUAUUUUAAAUUCCAAGACCAGCCACAACAAAAUUCCAAAAUUAAUAAUUAAUGUGAUGUUUUCUUGAAAUAAAACGAAAACCAAGUUACGCAUUCAUUACAACACGAACUUGAGCGCACAGCGGACAAAGUAAUAAUAACAUAAGAAAAAUAUACGUAAUAUAUUGUUUUGCGGCACAUGAAAAAGAAGCAUCGAAGACAUUCCAAACCUGUCACAUCGCAUGAAUAAACAGCAAAGAAAAGAGCAAACCAAGAAGAAGAAAAUUCAUCGAGUGUGUUGUGAUUAUGACAAUUAGGUAAAAAAAACUGAAGAAGUAAGAAGAAUUAAACCGGUAAAAAAAGGUCAUCUGGCUCUCUCACUGGCAUUUGAGAAUCAAAACAAUUGACUCAAAAGUUAUCUGAUAUCUGGAACGAAAUUCUGUUUCUGUUUCUUUUUUGCUUCGUCGAUUACAACGACUACAACGACGACGAUAUCAAAAGAAAAGAAAAAUUAAGUAAAACCACAAUUCAUCGCAUGAACUUAUCGAAUUUGGAACGUGAACGAAUCAACUUCAAACUGGACUAUAACAUCAAUAUGGACGGCCUAUACGACAUGGAAAACGAUUUAUGGGAUUCAGAUUUUGAUCCGGCAAUGGAAGAGGCUCUGAAGCUAUCCACCGAUUCCGAUAUGAUUGAAUGGUCAUUUUUGGACCGUGAUCCAAAAUCCGCCGUCAUCUACCAGGAUAAAUUGAUGACUGACGCACUGUACGGUGGUCAGCCCAUUAAAACGGAGCAUUCGUACAGCCUCAAUUCGGACGGUGAUUCAAUUCCAGACUCACCGCGUAGUCUUCAAAAUAAGAUCGAUGAAAUGGAUGAGGAUUAUGAAAUGAUAAACACAAAUGUGCUUUCGACGAAAUUGUCAGCAACGAAACAAAUCAACAACAACGAUACCAACCUCCUCAACCAUAAUACGUUGAAUACAUCGCUAAAGUGUAUUAAAAAUUCAAUGCUUCUGCCGGCCAACAGUCAAUCGACCAACAACAAUAAUUUCAUUGUGACAACCAGUGCCAGCACAAUGGCCGAUUUCAACAGCAUCAACACCAUUAACAGCCUGAACACAAAUGAUUUGCUUCAAACCAGAUUGGCAUUUACCUCACCGAAACUCGAGAACAAUCGCACCGCAAUCGAAAACACUAUUGCCGUUGAAUGCUAUGAAACGGACACAGUGGAUGGUUCAAUCAAAGAGGAACCAUUAUCGCCGGAUUCAAGUUGCCCGCCAUCACCGAUCGCAUCCACCUCAUCAACCGGAAGCAUUCUCGAUGGUUCCAGUCAUAUUAUUGUUACGCAACCAACGCAGCAAACCAAUGCCCAAUCACAGUUUGGCACGAUCAAUGUGAAUUUGGCCAAUGUUGCCACAUACACAAACACAGAUCUUGUAUUCGAACAUAAUACGAAUGGUUCGUUGCAAUUAUCACCAGUCUCACACAGUUUACUGAAAAACCAGCAAAUCAUCUUGAAUGGCACCCAGCAAAGAAUCGUUGUUCCAAAACUAAAUAUCCGAAUGGAUGGCCAACAAACACAAGGAUUUGGUUUACCUCCAACACCACCAUCGUCAUUAUCAAGCGAUGAUUCCGAAGAUAAUCAAAGUGCUGAAAUACACACAAUCCCCUCGUCACCAGCCUCAAGUCUAUCCUCAUUCUCACCAAACAGCUCACAGGCCCAACAGCAAACCGUGAAAAACGGCAAUCAAUCGGCUAACGGUGGAUCACCGAAUAGCUCACGUGGCUACACUACCUCCAGCUCACGUCAACCAAUUCACACACCGCUAAUCAGCAACCAACCGAAAGGGUCGACGGGCCAACUCGAACUAACCGAAGAAGAGAAACGAACCCUAAUUGCUGAGGGUUAUCCCAUUCCAACCAGACUUCCCUUGACAAAGUCGGAAGAAAAAUCACUCAAGAAAAUCCGAAGGAAAAUCAAGAACAAGAUUUCAGCACAGGAAAGCCGACGAAAGAAGAAGGAGUACAUGGACAAGCUGGAGCGUCAAGUUGAGCUGCUUGUGUCCGAAAAGACCAGCCAUUUGAAGCGCAUCGAAAUGCUCGAAGAAAUGAAUGCAAAUCUCACGAAUCAAUUGGCCAAAUAUCAAGCGAUGAUCAAUCGUCCAGCAGCAAAUGCAAAGCGAACAUAAACAGAUAAAAUUCACAACCUGCAUACGCCAAUACGCCCGCCAAACCAACUUGAUUCAGGUCAACAUAACAACAACAACAACAACGAAAAAAAAUAUAGUGUCUAGCGAUUGGAUAUUAGCAAAUUCUUAGUAGUGCUAGGCAAGUUAAUUACAAAACUUAAGCUCACUCAUUCAAGAAAAGAAAUGAAAAAAAAAACAAUAAGUAUGCGCUGGUGAAUGUUAUGAUUCACAUAACAUCAACUUACAAAGAAAAAAGCGUCCAUCAUCAAAAAUAAGAUCGUCUUCUAAUUUUUAAAAAUGUGUUUUUAACAUUAAUGUUAUUGCGUUAAUUGUAAGUGUAUGAAAAGCCUAUUUUUUAUUGCAAUUUAGUAGUAUAUUUUGAGUCAUUUUUCAAACUAUAUAUUUGAUGGUAUACAUAUAUAGAAUUGUUGAUCAUAGACACAUUUUUAUUCCAAGAAAAUGACAAAAUAGAGAAAAAAAGAGAGAAAAAAACGAAACAAAAAUUCAAUUUCUAUUUACAAAAUGACAACGUAUGUAUUUUUUGUUCGCUGAAAGUUACCGAAUAUUCGAUUACGAAUGAAUAAAAAAAAAUUGUUGGAAAUAUUCGAGGAAGAAAUGUUUUGAAUGGAAUACAAUUUGCAAUGAUCAAUGACAUGAUAAAAUUAGAACGAUAAUCAAACAAAAUUACCUUAUUGAAAAAUGUUUUCUAUCCAAAGCAGGGGACGAGAAAUUCUGUUCACUUUUUAGUGUCUGUUACUUUCCCUAUUUUCUUUAGUGUCUGUAGUUUUCUUGACAAAGUUAUUCCGUUUUCCGUACGAUUUAAUAUUUGAUUUGAUGAGCUUCAUUCCGAUAGAGAAAAAAAAAUGUGCAAGAGAAGCGCUUUUGGCGAGAGACAGGUGCCUGUCAUCGAGAUGGAAAACGUACGUUUUGUGCAAUACACAUUCCAUUUAAAUUAUACAAAAAACACGCGGACGCAUCUCUUCGAUCAUUUGGAUAGUAAAUAUUGUAUUAAAUUUGUGCAAAAAAGGGGAAAAAAGAAAAAAAGGAGAGAGAGAGAGAGAGAGAGAGAGAGAGAGAGAGAGAGAGAGAGAGAAAGAGAAUAGAAACAAAACAAUAAUUGUUUAUUGUUAACCGAAUCGAUGAACGUCUCAAUCGUUCGGAUUCGAAACCAUUUAUUUACGUAAUGCAAUCGUCAACAGAUAAAUCUAUAUAUUUUAAAUUAUUAAAAACAUUACAAUCGUAAGCGCUGGAGAAAACAAUUCGAAAUGAAUUAUCUUGUAGCAUUUAAUGACCAAAAUGGUGCAUAGUUUGUCAAGUCUUCUAAAGUCGAUUUAAAUAUCUAGUUAUCGUUUUGUUAUUAUAUUCUAAUAUGCAUCUUAUUCCAUUUAUAAUUCUUUGUUCGCUAAGAUAUUAUGAAACGAAACAAAAGUAUUUAACUAAAGACAAACACUUGGAUGAAAAUGCAAAGUGUAAAAUUGCAACUGAAUGAAAAGUCCAAUUGUUUUUCCAGUCAAUCAAUUUUGUACUGUCGAUCGAUUCUCUUUGUUAAUUCUCCAAGUGAAUUGUAAUCUCGAUCGAUCCAUUUCAUGGGGAAAGAAACUAAAAAGUAAUAUCUUGACAUUGUAUGAUUGAAAAUCAUCGAUUUACGAAUGUUAUCCCAUUACGUACUGACUGUUCAAUUUGAUGACACAACCAGCGACACAUGGUGUUGUGUGCAUUGUACUAUUUCAACACUUGAGGCUUAACACAUGAAUUUGCCAAAUAGCUGUAAAUGUAUUUUGUUGCUUACUGAACACAUGAAGAGUAUAUUGAUUUAGUCACAUAUUAGAUCAUAAUGAAUAGCGUUAAUUGUUCAAUUUAAAUUGAAAGCAUAAAAAAAAACACAGAAAAGAAAUCAACGCAACUGUAGAGUGUAAGAUGAUCUAUUGUAUUUAGUAAUAGCGUCGGUAACUUUUAUUCAUUCAGUUGAUGCUCACGACAUUUGGCCCAAUCGAAAAUGACGAUGGACGACCAAUGAUAUACAGACUGGCGAUUUUUAUACACAUUUCACACAAAAUUACUCUCAGUUUUGUGCUUGAAACGGUUUUACACCGCUUUUGGCCACAAUCAGGAUUUGAGUAAAAUGGGUGCCAUCCAGAAUUUUGUCUCAAUCGUUUUCAAGAAAGAAAAAAGUUGGAAACGAAAAAGUGAAAUCAAUCAGUGAGAUAUCUCAAUGGAUUAAGUGACAUGAUUGCCAACGAUCAAUGCAUGUGGCUUGAGUCUGUAAUACGUCUGAAGAGAGAGAUAUAUAAAUUGAAUGAGCAGGCGUGAUAAUGUGCAAAUCUAACAAGACUAAGUAUUAAAAGUUCAAUGUUCAAUUGAAAAUGUGGUAAAAACGGUUUUUUUUUCUGCGUAACAUGCAUUUUUGUUAGCUCAUAAACUGAAAUAUGCGCAUUUUUUUUUGUCUUUCGGUUUGAUGUGCGCCUUAAGCGAAACAUUAAAUUUUUGAACAGGUUCACCAGCAGUGCUGAUAUUAUGUAUGUGCAAAACAACAACCGAAUAUAUUCAAUUUUAAAAACAAUUUCAUACAAAAUGUGUGUGCCUUUAUACCGUCAUUUUUGUGACAGAAAUACGAAAAAAAAAACGAAGAACCAAAACAAGGCUUAAAAACAAAUGUAGAAACAGAAAAAAACACAACAAGACAAAUUUUUGGAACGAGUGACUUCCACUGAAAUGUUCAACCUCUUAUUUGUACACGUGAAUAAAUCAACUGAAUUUCUUCAAAUGUUAGAUCUAGGCAAUUUAAGACAGAAAUUAGUAUAAACAUAUAUUUUUUUAACAAAUAAAGAGAAAGAGAAAAAAAAAACAAUUUAAACAAGCAAAACAUUAAAGGCCACUCGAUUGGAUGAAUCACAAUUUUUCGUCCAAUUGAAAUGGCUUUUUUGGCUAAGCAUUUACAAUUUAACCGUAAGAGCGUAAGGUUUAACUGUUAAGAUAUAUAUUAUUACUUCAAAAGUGAAUGAAAUAAAAACGGGAUUCAAAUUAAGUCAUCUCAAUAGAUCAUGAAAGCGCAAAAAAAAACAAUAAAUAUUCUUAUAUUUGAAUGAUGUGAACAAAUCAAUCGGGAUUUAUAAAAUGAACUGACAAUCUUACAAAGGAGAAGAAGAGAAAAAACACAAUGUCUCAUUGAUUUGCAUUUAUCCGAAAUUGUGUCGACAAUCAGCAUGAUCAUGGUAUAUCUCGGUGACUGAACAUUUUGAAUUGUUUCACAUUGAAUCUGGUCACUGGAUAUAUAGUAGCUGCUUAGGUGCAAAAUGUUAGAUAAGAUAUGAACGCUUGCUCACUAUUUACCACUGUUGAAUCAUGUUUCAUUCCCAAACAAUCGAAAAUUGAAAAAUUGCAAAAAUGAAAUCAAACUAUUGAAGAUAAGAAAAAGAGAAAAAGAAAAAGAAAAACAACAUAAGACAACAUACAAAAAAAAUCGUAAUCAAAAAUUGAAAGAAAAAAAAAAACAAAAUAGAAAAAUGCAACAUUAUCCGAACUGGAACGAUGUUUCGGAAAUUAAUAACAGCAUAUUUAUAAAAUAAUCAAAUAAAAAUGUAUACAUUUCAA
This is a messenger RNA of Sitodiplosis mosellana (orange wheat blossom midge), 7883 nucleotides long. RefSeq names its product cyclic AMP response element-binding protein A (gene CrebA). The record is from RefSeq and is a predicted model, not a curated record. Gene Ontology annotation, biological process: regulation of transcription by RNA polymerase II. NCBI's taxonomy places the organism in Eukaryota, Metazoa, Arthropoda, Insecta, Diptera, Cecidomyiidae. Gene Ontology annotation, molecular function: DNA-binding transcription factor activity, RNA polymerase II-specific; cAMP response element binding. Bases 2640 to 4292 code for a protein of 550 amino acids. The transcript is spliced from 8 exons.